Molecule: messenger RNA, 1197 nt
Organism: Trichobilharzia regenti
Lineage: Eukaryota; Metazoa; Platyhelminthes; Trematoda; Strigeidida; Schistosomatidae
Source: the annotation of a GenBank genome assembly
AUGCCAAAGUACAUAAGUUAUUUAGAAGAAAAGAUUUUCUCCUUAUUAGACAUGUCGACUAAUGACAAUAAUUUACCACAUAAAGAAAGUUUAAUGCAUGAAAUAAAUGCCCUGUUCGCUCCACCAACAAAUGAAACAUAUGGUAGAAAGGGCUCACUUGGUCUGCCUCCAAUUCGUCGUGGACGCAAAAAUAUUGAAUCAGCUUCUACCAGCACAGAAACAAACACACCCAGUGUAGCUAGUCAACAACCACCUCGUGGUACAUUAGCUAAAAAUGAUCCAUUCUGGAAAAAACCACGAGCUAAUUGUCAUGAAUAUUGUGAUAGUUGUGGUUGUAUUGAAGGUGAACGACUUGUUUGUGAUCGAUGUCCAGCUAGUUUUCAUUUGGAAUGUUUGGAUCCACCUUUAGAUCCUGAUGAAGCACCUGUUGGUGUUUGGUAUUGUCAUCGAUGCUCAAUGCUGAUAAAAGAUGAAGAAGAUAAAGCUUCAACAUCAAGUAGUCAAACAACUAUUGCUACUGAAACAGGUUCCUCCUCACGUUCUGGUGGUAGAGGUGGUAAGAAACGCCAAAAAAAUCAUCCAUCUUCGUCUGCAUCUUCAUCCUCAUCAUCUUCAAUAUCAUCUUCAACAGCUUCAACAACAACAACAACAGUCGUCACUGUUGUCGGUGUACAAUCCAAUUCAACUGUUACAUCUGUCGUCAGUAAUAAUACCAGCAACGCGAGUAGUCAUAGUACUACUAUUAAUAGUAGCCAUUCUCUUCAUACACAAGGUUCAUUACAACAAUUUCUACAAUCUCAAAAAAGUAAACGUCAUUAUGCAUUUCGUUCAGCUGGAAGUGAACAAAAUAACCCGGUUGUUGGUGGUGGUAGAUCUAGUCGAUCUAGGACAUGGGGUGAUUCAGCUUAUGUUGCUGAUAUUGAAGAAUCUGAAUUAAGAUCAUUAUGGGAAGUGAUCGAGUAUGCUCAAUAUCAAAAUCCAAAAGAAUUUGAAUUGCCAAAAGAUUUAAUGCCUAGUGUAAAACUUCCUGGUUCAUAUAAAACUUUAACGGAACGGAAAAAUAAGGGUAUUAUUGAACUGGAGAACGGUAUGGUGCCAGACCCUAUAAGACGUUGUUAUGUUUGUAUUAAGACAUGUUUCUGUGCGCCUUUACUCCCUUGUGAUUAUUGUAAUGCAUGUUUCAUUUGGAGUGUUUGA